This is a messenger RNA of Physella acuta, 1608 nucleotides long. RefSeq names its product dynein axonemal assembly factor 11. The record is from RefSeq and is a predicted model, not a curated record. Lineage: Eukaryota; Metazoa; Mollusca; Gastropoda; Physidae. Gene Ontology annotation, molecular function: protein binding. Gene Ontology annotation, cellular component: cytoplasm. Gene Ontology annotation, biological process: outer dynein arm assembly.
GUUGUAGCGUCUGUGGAGACAGAUAAUUUCUUGAUCAUAGUCAGUUCCUUUACUUAGGUUUAGGUCUCUAAAUCUAGAUCUAGAUUUGAUUUAGAACUUGAAUUCAGCACGACGACAUUUUAAAAUGGUUCGAAUCACCGAGGAUUUAGUCCGCAAAAGAGCUGAACAUAACGAAUGUCAAAUUUCCACACUUGAGGAAAUCUCACUGCACCAACAAGACAUUGAAAGGCUUGAGCAUUUGGACAAAUGGUGCAGGGAUUUGAAAAUUUUAUAUUUACAGAGCAAUUUAAUCCCAAAAAUAGAGAAUGUUAGCAGACUAAAAAAGUUGGAAUACAUAAAUUUAGCCUUAAACAACAUUGAAAAAAUUGAGAAUCUUGAAGGCUGUGAGUCUUUGAAAAAACUAGAUUUGACUGUUAACUUUGUGGGAGAGUUAACAUCAGUUGAGUCAUUAAAAGACUUGUACAAUUUUAAAGAACUAUUCUUAACAGGGAAUCCAUGUGCAGAUUUUGAACAUUACAGGGAGUUUGUUAUUGCUACCCUACCCCAACUACAGUGGCUGGAUGGGGUGGAGAUAGAGAAGUCAGAAAGGAUCAAGGCCAUACAGAACCUUCCUUUUAUUAGAGGGUACAUCCUAGAGCAACAAGCAAGAUACAAGUUGAAACGGGCCAAAGAAAAAGCAGAGGCUCUUGAAAAGCUAAAGCAGAAAUCUAAAGACUGUGAAGGGGCAGAUGGGGAUGGCAAUAACAAGGAGAAUAAGCCUGGCUAUGAUGGACGAUGGUACACAGACAUCAAUGACAGUGACACUCAAGACAAAGUCCAAGAAACUAACAAGGAAAAUGAGAAAGAAAAGUCACACGAAGAAAAAGUUGACGACUUCUGGAAGGAAACAUCCACGUACAGCCCAGAAUCCAGGCUGGAGGUACAUAAUCAUCUGAAAGAACUGAAGGAAAAGGAGAAUAAAAAGGAAGACAAGGAUGUAAAAAAAGAACGAAAACUUUUUGCUGAAGACGGUCGACCUUUUAAUGUGAAUGAACCCAAAGUUGAUUUCACAUUGACUGAAGAUGGUGAAAAUAUUUUUCUUGAUGUGGCUAUCUUCAAACACAUGGACACAUCUCUGCUUGAUUGUGAUGUUCAACCAAAUUUUGUACGUGUGACACUCAAAGGAAAGAUGUUGCAGCUGGCACUGAGUGAAGAAGUGAAUGGAGAUGCCAGUGUGGCUAAGAGAUCCCAAACAACAGGUCAUCUGUUGGUCACCAUGCCAAAGGUGAAACCAAUACUCAAACCCAAACCAUUGAAGGACGUACAACAAAACCCACCUAAAGAGGAAAAGGAUCAAACUAAAAGCCCAAUAAAUUUCCUGGAGGUGGAUUCCAGUGCUAGGAAAUGUGUAGAUUUGACAAGUAUAGUGUCUGACAACCAGACCAAGCUCACCGGGACAUUGCCAUUUGGGACUAGAAGCAUCAAGAGAGAAGCACCGGAGCGAGAAAACAGCUCAGAUUUUGUUGACGACCCAGAUGUCCCUCCCCUCAUCUGACUUGUUUCAUCUUUGUUUUAAACUUCAAUUUGAGCAUUUACAAAAUAAAUUAGUUUGUUCAAGAUACUCAGCAU